This is a messenger RNA of Chrysemys picta bellii (western painted turtle), 7577 nucleotides long. RefSeq names its product POU class 3 homeobox 1 (gene POU3F1). Gene Ontology annotation, cellular component: nucleus. NCBI's taxonomy places the organism in Eukaryota, Metazoa, Chordata, Testudines, Emydidae. The record is from RefSeq and is a predicted model, not a curated record. Gene Ontology annotation, biological process: brain development; regulation of transcription by RNA polymerase II. Gene Ontology annotation, molecular function: DNA-binding transcription factor activity, RNA polymerase II-specific; RNA polymerase II cis-regulatory region sequence-specific DNA binding.
CAGUCCCGGGCAGCGGAGCCAAGUGGGCGCGGGGGGAGUGGCCGGGAGCCCGGCACCCACCGGCGCCCCGAAGCCUGGCUCUAAAGCGCCGCGCUCCGCGCCGUGCCCGCAGUGAGCGCGGGGAGCCAUGGCCGCCGCAGCUCAGUACCUGCCCCGCAGCACCGCCCUGCUGCACCCCGACUCCGACCGCCUGCACCAGGGCACCACCUACCGCGAGGUGCAGAAGAUGAUGCACCACGAGUACCUGCAGGGCUUGGCCAGCGGCUCCGGCCACCCCAUGAGCCUCACCCACCACCAGUGGCUGCCCAGCGCCGGCACCGACUGGGGCAGCGGCUCCCACCUGGGCCAGGCCGAGCACGGCAAGGGCAGCGUGCAGGGGGCGGGCCGGGAGGAGCUGCCCGGCGCCUUCCACCCCCGCUCCCACCUGGUGCACCAGCAGGCGCCCGGCAGCCACCCGGGCGCCUGGGCGCAGGGCAGCGGGCACCACCUGGCGCCCAUGUCCCCCACGUCCAGCAGCCACCAGCCGCUGCUCUACUCCCAGUCCGCCUACACGAACCUGAACGGCAUGCUGGGCCCCCAGGCGCCGGCCCUGCACCACGGCCUGCGGGACCCCCUGGGCCACGAGGAGGCGGCCGGGCUGCACGACCCCCAGCUGGAGGCCUCCCCGCAGCACCUGGGCCACCCGCAGGAGCACUCGGACGAGGACGCGCCCAGCUCCGACGACCUGGAGCAGUUCGCCAAGCAGUUCAAGCAGCGGCGGAUCAAACUGGGCUUCACCCAGGCGGACGUGGGCCUGGCCCUGGGCACCCUCUACGGGAACGUCUUCUCGCAGACCACCAUCUGCCGGUUCGAGGCGCUCCAGCUCAGCUUCAAGAACAUGUGCAAGCUCAAGCCCCUGCUCAACAAAUGGCUGGAGGAGACCGACUCCAGCACGGGCAGCCCCACCAACCUGGACAAGAUCGCGGCGCAGGGCCGCAAGCGCAAGAAGCGCACCUCCAUCGAGGUGGGCGUGAAGGGCGCCCUGGAGAACCACUUCCUCAAGUGCCCCAAGCCCUCGGCCCACGAGAUCACCUCGCUGGCGGACAGUCUGCAGCUGGAGAAGGAGGUGGUGCGGGUCUGGUUCUGCAACAGGCGGCAGAAGGAGAAGCGCAUGACGCCGGCCGGGGUCCCGCACCCGCCCAUGGAGGAUGUUUACGCGCAGGCGGAGACCUCGCCGCUGCACCACCCGCUGCAGAGCUCGGUGCAAUGACUGGGCGGCGGGGCCGGGGGCUGAGGGCGCCGGGCAGGGGCAGGGGCAGCGCUGGAGUUUACAGUGGGGGCCCAGGAGCGAGGGACUGUGGGCAGCAGGGACCAAGCCGGGCCCGGCCAGGGAGCCCGAACCCCGCCAGCGGCCCCUAGCCCCUGCCCGGCGGGAAGCCGCGCUCGGGACUUUGUUUCUGCCGCUUGGUUUCGGGCCCUGGAUGCCGAGACUCGCCGGGCGGCGCGUGGAAAACGCUCGUUAAUUUAUUCCUCAGACUGGUUCGCACCUGAAUUUGUCUCUAAUUUAACUCGCUGUAUUUAUUUGACUUCCAAAAAUACCGCGCGCUCCAGAGCCCCGCGGCUCUGCAAACGCCGCGAGAGGAGAACUAGCCAAAGGUUUGAGAUCUAAUUUAUUCUUCGUUUGCUCCCGUGUCACUGACACUGUCUGCGGGGGGAGCUCCGCGGCCCGGUCCCCCACCCCCGCUUCAGGCUGGGACGGGUCGGGGAGGGCCGAAGCUCCCCCCGCACCCACCGCGGGCCCCUGGACCGGUUCCGAUGGCACUUAUCUCCCCCUUCUCCUGGGGGGCUGCUGCGCUCCCCGUGCCCGGGGGCCCCGGACCGCCCCGUGGAGACUGCGGGCUCUUGGCUUCCCGGGGAGCGGGGAGUUUCCCCAGAGGGACAGGAGUGUCCCCGGCUCCCCACGCCCCGGGCCCGGCCCUGCGGGGCCUGGGAGGGACGCUGGGGAGCCGGAGGGGGGCGGGAGUUGCGGUCACUUCCCCGGCCCGGCUGUAAAUAUGUGAGAUAUGUACACACGUGUCCGCCGUCCCGGAUCCCCGCUCCUGCCCCAGCCGGUUUUUUACACGGACUGAUCCCGAGAGGCUAUUUUAAUAUUGUUUCCCGUCCCGUUUCUAUUUAUUUCUAACCGCGUUCGGCUCAUUCCGCAGCGUUGGGUUCGGAGGUUUGUUUUAUUUUUUAAUCGCAAAAAAUAUGUAGCCCGCGAAGUUACGUUUCUAUUUAUGUUUAUAGUAAAUAUUUUUAUUACGUACAUAAACCAUUCCCCCAGGAACCGGUCUCGUGUCGUCUUUGCAGGCUGCUGGAGUCAGCUCGGACCCUGCCCGCCCGGGGAGCUGGCGAGGGCUUGGAGUUAGGGGAGCUGGGUUGGGCACCAACCCCGGCCAGGGCCAGGGCCAGGAGGGGGCAGGGACACUCCCUUGUCCUGCAGCCCAAGCCAGGCGGAGCUGCCCGCUCCUUCAGUCCGGCCAAGGUGGGCUCCGUCGCUUCAGCGGACUUCUUUUUUUUUCCCCAUCCCCGUAGAAAGUUUGAGGCAAGUUGGGAUUUUCCUUUGCAAGGACUAUUCCCACCGCCUCGCCUGGCUCUGUAGGAACCAAGCCCCUGUUCCCAGCAGCAAGGGCGUCCCGUGCUCUCCCUGCAUGACAACGGGGCAGCUUCAGAGAGACCGGGACUGCAAUUGUUUAAACAAAGGCAAAUAAACUCCACUCGGGGCAGGGCACCUGCGGGACCCGGGCACCUGCCGGGCUGAUCGCUUGGCAUUUAAAGUUGUAGGGGAGAGCCGCUGAUUCCGCGUGGGGAAUUUAAUCCUAAAUCAUGAUUUCGGGUGUUCACUUUUGGUCCAAGGGGAAUGUGGCCCAUUUGAGAUUCAGAGUCCAUGUUUACUGGCUGCAUCCUUCUAAAAUCUUACAAGUCACAUCCCGUAACGGCCACGACUUAUAGGCAGCGUUUUGCCAAAAUUCUUCUCCAUUCUGCAGUGUGUGCCACUUGCUAUUGAUACUACAGGAGCUGUGGACUCCAUAAAUAGGUAAAUGUAAAAUCAAGAUCUUUAAACAAAUGUGUGGAAGCUCUUAAACUUACAAGGGUCUCUGGAGGAGAUGAGCUGUGCACAGGGAUCUCAGGAAAAGUAUAAAUCCUGUGCUGCAAUAUGUAUCACAUGCCCCCAGCUUCGGGGGAAGAAUCUGAUCUAGUUUGUUCUUCAUACGCUGCAUUUUUUCAGGGUUUUUUUUUUUCAUUCCAAAGGGUUCCCUAUACAGAAGGUAGAAUUACAAAAAAAAUGUCUUGCAAAUAUCUUCCCCAUCAUAUUCGCAGUUAGUGCAGUGAGAGAGAUGUGCAGAAAGGGCCAAAUGUGCCCGUGUUACCUGAGAGAGAAAGGGAAACCCGCCUUUGGUUUUUUGAAGCGGAAGCCACUGGUCUAGUAACGUACAUUUUACCUGAAAAAGGAGGAAAAAAAUUCUCCUUAUUUUUCAUUUAUCAGAGACUUAAAGCUGAACGUUCAUUAUUAAUUUAUUUUAGAAGUAAAAGACCUGUAAUUUUAUUUUCAGAUUCAGCUUUCUAAUUUUUUGUCCUGUUUAAUAUUAUCUUUGCUUUCAGAUCACUCAACCAUGUGAACAAUCUAUUACUCACCUUGUUUACAAUUGUUACAAAUACUGUUCACCAACAUUCACUAUUCCUGUUAAUUACACGUCUGGGAAACUCCAUCUUCAUGGCUUAGGCAUUUAUAUUGUGUGUCUGCACACACUUUUAUGUACACACGCAGAGCUUUAAAAUGUAUAAUACCAGUGAAAAUAGCAUACAUUGUAUUUGGGGUGCUAGGAUAGUCCACUGAGAUUAAUAUGCCUUUUUGGAAUAUAAAAUACAAGCAGAAAAUGUUUUUUAAAGAAUUUUCUCACCUUACAUUACUGAAAAUAAUAAAUAUGCAACAAUGUAAUACAAGAAAAUUCCAUCUUAGCACUCAAGCUGUGCUCUCAUGGUUUUUGAUGUCAUCAGAUCCUUCUAUAUAGUAUCCCAUCCUAAUAUUUAUGCCUAUACCAGGGUCUAGAGAAUACUUACUUAUUUCAUUCUCUGUAUUUCUAGAAGAAUUAACUUGUAUCUUUUUUAAGUCUGCUUUCUCUCAGAAUUUGUGAGGAAAAGUCACAUAAGUGGAUUCUUUUCACUUUCACAGAUCUUUUGUUUCCAGCAGCAUUUGUAUGUUGAGAGAACUUUUGAAGCCUGUGUCUGUGGAACUCACACACUGGAGAAAUGUUUAAUUGCAUAAAGUGGGUAAAAUGUCAGAUACUUAAUUUGCUAGAAAACUUCCUAUCCAUAGUCUAUAAUAUUUGACACAUUGCUUCUUGACUCUGGAUACAUUUUACAUUUUGUGAAACAGCGGGUGUAAAGGGAAUUUUUGUUGAUGAUCGGGCAUUACUGUAUGUCAGUUCACAGAAUUAUUUUUUUAGGUGUGAAUAAUGCAGUUUGCACCCAACAUGAAAAAUCUUCUGUUUUCUACAAAAAUCUUCUGCUUGGUUUUAUUGUAUUUUUGUGCCUUCAGUGUUUUGUUUGCAAAUGCAUUAUUGCUCAGGCAAAUGUCACAAUCAGCCAUGUUACUAUAAAUUAAUUAUCCUAUUUUCUCUGUCACUUUCAAAAAUGUAGUUAUUGUGUAGUGGCUAAUACAAAGGAUAUUAAUAGCUACAGCUUUCCUACUCUUAUCAACUGUCUCUUUGGAUUUUUUUAAUUUAAAAAAGUCACGCGGGUGGACCAUUAUCAGACUAAAUAUCAUGUUUGACACCCAUAAGUUAGCACACCAGCAAAUGGGUUCACCUUGCAGUACAAAUAAGCUGGCAAACACUGCAGAAGACUACUAAUAACUCCUCUAUAGCAACAACAUAACACAAUAUUGUCUAAAAGAUUCAGCACACAUGAUUAAUAAAGCAUUUUGUCAGCUUUGAUUACAUGCUCAUGUUCUUAAUUUCUUUCUGCUUAUGUGACUGUUUCACAAAAAUGCAGGGACUUGAAGCUCAGCAACAUGAAAUGGGGUGUGGAAUUCUGAAUACAAAAAAUGUUUGUGUGUGUUUAUAAAUUUAGAAUUUGCUGAGCGUAUGCAAUGGAUUGGAUAGUGUACGCUCAUCAAAAAUAAAGUAACAAUAAUUAUAAAUGCAUGCAAACCAGGUUAUCAUCCAAAAUACAUUAUGAAACUAUGGAAACAUUUCCAAAUUUCAAAUCCUUUUAUGGCUUUUAUUUUUUCUCUGUUUCACACCCAGACACUUGCUUUUACUUUUUGUAACACUGAGGCCAUUUUUAGAAACCUUUUGGUGAUACCCAGUCAGUUUUUUUUUUUUAAGUCAUAAAGGAAAAGAAAGAGAUAAGUAAAAGAGAGAGAGAAACUCCCCUGUGUACUUGCGGGAAGUCUUUCCCGUUUGCAUUUGGGGAUUAACAGUACAGAAUUGAAGCCAGCGCCUGUGUAUAUCAGGAGCAAUUUCGAUAGUCUCUCUUCUUUUAACUAGCCUAUGUAGCAAACAGUAUGCCAUUGCUAUUUAAAAAAGAGGGGUCAAUUUUCACAUUUCAUUCCCAUAAUGGAUAAGAUGUGAAGUGAGUUCUGCUGAGGACGAACACCCUUGGGUUGUUUGGUUUGUCAGAAUAUAUCAGGCACUUGUAGCCCCACUGCAUUAGCGCUCUCAUGCUAUUGCACAGAAAAAAUAAAAGAUGCUUUAUUUGUGCAAUUCUAUAAUGCUCAAUCCUUUUAAAAACCAAAUACUCCAGGGUUUGCCUCGUUUAGAAGAACAGUUACUUUUCUCAGGCCAGGAGUAAAUAACAAUAUGGUGUUGGGGGAUUUUUGUGGAGGUGUUUUUGUUUUGGUUUUGGUUUUAUUUUUAGCCUCAAGUGUGUGUGUUAACAUGAGCAUUCAGUCUAUUACAUGGACAUAACAGGGGUAAAGAUGGGGAGGUAGUUUUAGUAGGUCAGAAAAAGUACAAUUGUGAGAACACUGUCCUCUACCACGAGGUAUAAAGGGAACUUAGACUCUGCUCCCAGGGGCAGUGGUUGGGCCCAGUACAUGCCCAGAAAACAGAAGGUGUUUGCAUUGCACCUGCAUUCAAAUUCAGUUCCAGUCUACAUAGGUUUGUCUACUGCGCCCAUCAGUGGUGCUGGAACUAGGGGGGCUGAGGGGCUGCCACACCUCCUGGCUUGAAGUAAUAAUAAAAAACACCAAAUACCUGGUUUCUAGCAGCAGCACCCCCACUAUACAAAUUGUUCCAGCCCCCCUGGUGCUCAUCACCGGACUAGUCAGGCUUUUAGUUAACAUGAAACUGCAUUAUGAGAAAUUCCCCAAUUCACCAAGGAAUCAAUCCUUGCGUUGGAACUCCAGGUUGUUUGGUUUCAGAGGAGUAAAGGCCUAAUGCAUCUUGCCUUCCUCACAGGCGUAGCCCCAGUGGGUGAAAGCCGGAGUAACGGGGCUCUGUGCUGCCAAGGGGUGGUAGGGCCGGGAGGUAAAUUCCAGUGGCUCACCCAGGGGCUGAAGUUGUAGCCACAAUCCCUCAGUGCCACUUGCCAGCUGGGACAGUUGGAGCCAAGUGAAUAUGUCCUGGUCACCAGCCCACCCCUUCCCCAGCCUUUGUGCUGCUCAAUGCACAGCAGUGCAGGGAGCCUGAUGAGCCAGGAGGGAAGGUCACGCUCGUCUGUGAGCGGAACAACCUGCCAUGAUUAUCUAGCCAGCGUGGAGGGGGAAGUGGUUCCCAAAAGCCGUUGCCCUAGAUAUUGUUACCAGAGAUUUCAGGGAGAGAGACGGGCUCUGUUCUGUGAGGCAGGGGAAAUUUUCAGCAGAGUGGUGCGUGUUUUCUCUUCUGUCUUUAAUAAGGUAGGAAACUGAUGGGAGAGCCUGCUGGUGACAAUGGAUGCUUUGCCCGCCUGCCUGUCUAGCCAAAGGUCAGGGGGCGUCAAGAACAACAUCAUCUUACUCAGGAUUCCUGUCUAAGAAUGUUAUGGCAGCAACCUGCAAAGGGAGGAAGACCUUGUCUGUGAGGAAUAAACCUGUCCUGUGCUAAUCACACGCAUACAGCCAGGGAAGUGACUGGAGAGUGUUGCAACACGGGGAAAUUUGCCUUAUUAGACACUCUUUGUUAUUGAUGCCACAGAAACCUAUAUUAUCUUAGCAACAGAGUCCUGCUAUGCCACUAACUGUAGGUCCUGCCUAGAUCCAGUGCACAAUGGGGCCUGAUCCUGCUAAGCUCUUGGUAGAACAAGCUGCCACUCGGCAAACUAAAGCAGCAGCAGUAGCAACAUAAUCCCUGCGUGGGUCAAUUCAGCCCUGGUAUGAAACUUUGAAGGAGUGAAUGACAGUUCCUCCACUGGCCCACUCCGGCUCCCAUUGAAGGAUUAGGCUGUGCGUGACUGAUUAUACAUUUAACUCUGUGUUAUUGAGGCAGUGGUUCUCAACCAGGGGGACGCGUACCCCUUGGGGUAUACAGAGGUCUUUCGGGAAUAUGACAACUCAUCUAGAUAUUUGCCUAGUUUUACAACAGGCUACAUAAAAAGCACUAGCAAAGUCAGUUCAAACUAAAAUUUCAUACAGACAA